Mugil cephalus (flathead mullet) is the source of this 1239-nucleotide messenger RNA. RefSeq names its product beta-2-glycoprotein 1-like. The transcript is spliced from 8 exons. Gene Ontology annotation, biological process: negative regulation of complement activation, classical pathway. The record is from RefSeq and is a predicted model, not a curated record. NCBI's taxonomy places the organism in Eukaryota, Metazoa, Chordata, Actinopteri, Mugiliformes, Mugilidae. Bases 97 to 1149 code for a protein of 350 amino acids.
UGAACAGAAACAGCAGUGACAGAGAGACAGAGAGUCAGUAUUUGAACCAAGGGCCAAAGGAAAGAACUGGGGAACGGCGAAAUAUUUCUACAAAAGAUGGAACCCGUGCUGACUUCAUUGCUGCUAUGUCCAGUUCUAUUUCUCACCACAUUCGCACAAGAAAAUGUAUGUCACAGACCUGAGUUGCCUGAUAACGUUCAGGUGUCUGGGCUCCAGAGAUACUUCAGCCCCGGUGUGGAGUUAGCGCUCUCUUGUAAACAAGGAUACACCUCCGCGUUGGGCCCUCGCACGAUCGUUUGCACGGCCAAAGGAGAGUGGACCAAAACCAGAUUCAUGUGCAGACCAAAGCAUUGUCCCUAUCCUGAUAUGCCACCGAAUGGACAACUGUACUACGAUGACACCAUAUACCAGAGCACAAUCAACUAUACUUGUGAUGAAGGGUAUAUACUGACUGGAUCCAGCAUGGCCGUGUGUCAAGCCGAUGGAACAUGGAGCACACCUGCACCAGAAUGCAAACCUGUGACUUGUGGCCUCGCACCAAUCCCUGAGUUCGGGCUGAUAAUGUAUGAAAAGACUGUCAGAGGGAAUACCACUGAUUACGGGACUAUCGGGACAUACGCAUGCCUGCCUCCACAUGUUAUUAUUGGCAACGCAAGAGCAGAGUGCACAGCUAGUGGCACCUGGACCGAGACACCAAAAUGUCAAGUGGUGACCUGCCCUCCACCGCAGAACAUUGAGAGAGGCUACAUGGCAAGCGAGGUGAAGAGAAGCUAUGACUACAAGGAAAGUGUAAAAUAUGGCUGCCUAAGUGACUACAUACUGGAAGGAAGUAUGGAGGUUUUUUGCAGAGAGGAUGGGCAUUGGUCUGAGAAGCCAUCCUGCAAUGCUGCUUGCACGGUUGACAUACAGAGAGGGAGGAUAUUAUAUAAAGGACAAAAAAAGUGGAUUGAAGACUUCAAGCCUAACAAAAUCUUACACAAAGAACUUGUCUCUGUGUACUGCAAGAGCAAGGCCAGAAACUGUGGGUUUGCUGUGUCAACUCAGUGCAUUGAUGGAAGCCUCAAAAUCCCUGACUGCUUUGAAGAGCCCAGCCAGAUGGAUUAUAAAUUUAAUUCAGCAUCGCUGCCAUCGGAAAUUGAACAAUGCUGAAACAGCAGCAUAUCACAGCCCUGAUGACUGAACCACUGCAAUAUGGAAUAAGUGUUCUGGUCACUAAAAUUAAAAAAUUUAUCAACUUAA